AUGGCGGUGAACACUGCCAUCAAAACCGUGACGUUUAUAAUCGGUCUUUCGAUCCGGCCAGCUCUUGUCUCUCAGUCAGUCAUGUACGCUCAGCAACAACCACACUACCAGCAGCACCCAAAUGCUUUGCGGCCACAGAGCCAAUAUUCACAACAAUCUCGUCCUGCUGGCGCUCCCAUCUACUCCAAUCAUGGCUCACAGUCACGACAUUCACAUACUCCAGCCCCACCCCCUGGCGGCGAUCCACAACUCUUCCAGUAUUUUUCUGCGGUGGACACGGACAGGAGUGGUAGUAUCUCUGUUUCCGAGCUACAGCAAGCGUUAGUCAAUGGAAACUGGACAAGAUUCGAUUUAGACACUGUCAAGAUGCUUAUGGGUAUUUUCGACACCGAUCGCAGUGGAACUAUCUCUUUUAAUGAGUUCUCGGGUCUCUGGAAGUACAUCAGCGACUGGCAGAAUGUCUUCCGCCACUUCGACAGAGAUGGCAGUGGGUCAAUAGAAGGGAACGAGCUUGCCAGCGCUCUCAGGAGCUUCGGCUACAACCUCUCGCCGAACCUAUUAACAUUAAUCGAGCGCAAAUAUGCUUCCGCCCCAUCAACCAUGUACGGACCCCCGCCUGGUAUCACUUUCGACCGCUUCGUCCGUGCCUGUGUUGUGGUCAAGACGCUCACAGAAGCCUUCCAACGCGCCGAUAACGACCGCGAUGGGUGGAUUCAAAUAAACUACGAAUCCUUUAUGAGUAUGGUUCUUGCAGCACCUUGA
This is a messenger RNA of Mycena indigotica, 762 nucleotides long. Its product is annotated as EF-hand domain-containing protein. The record is from RefSeq and is a predicted model, not a curated record. The coding region runs from base 1 to 762 and encodes 253 amino acids. The transcript is spliced from 7 exons. Gene Ontology annotation, molecular function: calcium ion binding. Lineage: Eukaryota; Fungi; Basidiomycota; Agaricomycetes; Agaricales; Mycenaceae.